Molecule: messenger RNA, 626 nt
Organism: Passer montanus (Eurasian tree sparrow)
Lineage: Eukaryota; Metazoa; Chordata; Aves; Passeriformes; Passeridae
Product: homeobox protein Hox-D9
Exons: 2
Coding region: 1-258 (85 amino acids)
Biological process (GO): anterior/posterior pattern specification; embryonic skeletal system morphogenesis; proximal/distal pattern formation
Cellular component (GO): nucleus
Molecular function (GO): DNA-binding transcription factor activity, RNA polymerase II-specific; RNA polymerase II cis-regulatory region sequence-specific DNA binding
Source: RefSeq, a predicted model, not a curated record
AUGGGGCAAAACAGCUCCGAAUCCAACCCCGCCGCCAGCUGGCUGCAGGCGCGCUCCUCGCGCAAGAAGCGCUGCCCGUACAGCAAGUUCCAGACGCUGGAGCUGGAGAAGGAAUUCCUGUUCAACAUGUACCUGAGCCGCGAGCGGCGGCACGAGGUGGCGCGGCUGCUGAACCUCAGCGAGCGCCAGGUCAAGAUCUGGUUCCAGAACCGCCGCAUGAAGAUGAAGAAGAUGAACAAGGAGCAGGGCAAGGAGUGAGGCCGGAGGCAGAGCCCCCGGCAUCGGCGUUUUGCUCCAAACCGCCCCAAAAGCGGUGCUGGAUCCUCCCCACCGAGCUGAAAUUUUGGUUAUUUUCAGUUUUAACCCAAAGCCCGGCCCUUUUUGGGGUAAGGAAUCAGAGGACAGAGAGGCAGAGCCCUCUCAUCGUUUUUCUCCAAACUGCCCCAAAAGCGGUGCUGGUCCUCCCCCCACGAGCUGAAGUUUUGGUUAUUUUCAGUUUUUAAAUCACUUUUCUUCUGGAGGCAACUCCAGCGCGGCUCUUCGUGGGGCAAGGAGUGAAAGGAGACAGAGGAAGAGGCCCCAAAUCUCAGAAUUUAUCUCCAAACUGCCCCAAAAGCGGCGCUGGA